AUCACCUGGACUGACUUGGGACAAGGCUCACGUUCGAGUGUCUGGCACACUCGAUCAAGCCCUACGUCCUAUCUUCUCCCUGACACUCCCUGCAUGGCUCACGUUUGAGUGCCUCGCAAACACUCAUUCAAGCCCCUCCCUCCUGUCUUCACCUGUACUCUGGGUAUGGCUCAUGUUCAGUGUCUGGCAAGCACUCGUUCAAGCCUUCACCCUCUCAAGGCUCAAGUUCAGUGUCUGGCAAACACUCGUUCAAGCCCAAUCCAAGGCUCAGGUUCAGUGUCUGGCAAGCACUUGUUCAAGCCCCUCCGUCCUCAUUUCGGUAUGGCUCAAGUUCAGUGUCCGGCAAGCACUCGUUCAAGCCUAUCCGUCCUGUCCUCACUCCCAAGGCUCAAGUUCAGUGUCUGGCAAGCACUAGUUCAAGCCGCACCCUCUCAAGGCUCAAGUUCAGUGUCUGGCAAGCACUUGUUCAAGCCUCCCUCUCCUUUCUCACUCUCAAGGCUCACGUUCAAGUGUCUGGCAAAACACUCGUUCAAGCCCUCUCCGUUCUGAUCAUAUUUCUCCACACCUUCAUCUUUCGCAAAUCCCCAGAACAGAACGAGAGUGAGAAACGACAACUCGUACUUCGAUACGAGGAGAGUACAGAGACAUACAGGACAAGGAGGACGAG
Molecule: messenger RNA, 667 nt
Organism: Pseudovirgaria hyperparasitica
Lineage: Eukaryota; Fungi; Ascomycota; Dothideomycetes; Acrospermales; Acrospermaceae
Exons: 2
Coding region: 166-549 (127 amino acids)
Source: RefSeq, a predicted model, not a curated record